This is a messenger RNA of Effrenium voratum, 519 nucleotides long. NCBI's taxonomy places the organism in Eukaryota, Dinophyceae, Suessiales, Symbiodiniaceae. The record is from the annotation of a GenBank genome assembly.
AUGCCUGUCCGGGAAGUCCUGCAGCGGCUUGCUGCCGAAAAUGCUCUUGAGGUCAAGAGCAACGGGCGUGUCCAGGUUCCUGACAUGACACCUGAUCGCUUUGACGAAGUGCUGAAGGCCAGGCUGUUGCUGGAGCCGGAACUGGCCGAACGCUCGCUCGAAAAGCUGUCAAAACGCGAUGUGAAGAUGCUGACCGCGAUUGAUGACGAAAUCGACCAGUGCAUCAUCAGCGGCGAUGCCGAGGCGUAUAUGCGCCUCAAUCACGCGUUCCAUUUCCAUGUCUACCGGGCGUCCGGUUCAAAGGUUCUUCUGCCUCUAAUCGACAGUCUCUGGCUUCAGUUCGCGCCAUUCAUGCGCACUGUCUAUGGCAGGGUCGGAACCGCGAUUCUCGUCGACCAGCACAAGGAAGCGAUCCGCGCGAUCGAGCAGCGUGACCGGGAUGCGCUCCGGGACGCCAUCAUGGGCGACAUCACCGAUGGCAUGGGACUUAUCGGCAAGGAAAUUCUUGAAACGACAUGA